Lentinula edodes (shiitake mushroom) is the source of this 1113-nucleotide messenger RNA. RefSeq lists its product as uncharacterized. NCBI's taxonomy places the organism in Eukaryota, Fungi, Basidiomycota, Agaricomycetes, Agaricales, Omphalotaceae. The transcript is spliced from 3 exons. The record is from RefSeq and is a predicted model, not a curated record. Bases 1 to 1113 code for a protein of 370 amino acids.
AUGGUUGGUUCUGCGCACCGCAAGUUACGCAAAGUGCUUGUCCGGAAAGGACUGUUAGAGGAUAGAGAAUUCAGCAUCGGUUUUGGUGAUGGAGAUCUUGACCCUGCGGAUGUAAUCGGUCAACUCUUCUCGAGUUCUAUUGUUGAAGUACCAUCUCAAUCUUCUUCCAAAAUCGACGCUACCGUCUUGCCUCCAACUUCCAUCACUCUUUCAUCUCACACAAUCACUUCAACAUUUACUUCCACCUCGGCCUCUGUUGCCAAGACAUCGUUUACAACUACCAGUUCGACUUCUCAGCUCAUCCCUUCGGUAGCUUCCGCAUCAACAUCUAACACCAACGUUAUUCCAAGUUCCACAGCGGACUCGAGUAAAUCUAGCUCGACAACCUCUUCUGGUAAUAUCAUUGGUAUUGUCGCUGCUGUAAUAAUUGCGGUUCUAUCACUGAGUGUCUUUGGAUUUUUCAUCUUGCGUCAACGUCGGAAGAAUCGAAAUGCUAAGCUCAUUCCCCAGGUUGAUCCAUUCAGACUGGGCUUAUCCGAAAAAGAGUUACCCCCUCAUCCAACGACUGAGCAGCGGAUGACAUUUGGUGCAUUCUAUGGCAGACCAGGUCCAGGCAAUAAUCCCUAUGGUGAGGCCCAGACAAAGAUGGCACAUACUCAGUCAACGACGUACCUAAGUGGGUCUAGUGCCAGUACGAAAUACCCGCAAUCUCUCUUAUCGAAUACCGCUGCUUCCGACGAACAACGCCUCAAGGCUAGUGGUCGGAGUAUUACAGCUGCGUUUGGUGACUCUGAUUCAUUUCCUAUCCCUUCCGGUGUCGCCCCUCCCGCGAUAUCACCAUUUGUGGACCCUGUAGUCAAUCCGAGCCCUAAUAUUCAGAUUCCACUUUCUGCUGCUGUGAAGCACACUCCUUCCUAUACAGCUACCAUCCACGGAUCUCAAAUACCGACCUCUGCUUAUAGCCCUGUGACACGACGCAGUUACGGGUCGCAGAGCCCCUCUUUUGUUGCUAGUGCUCCCCCAGCCAGUGACCGACAUCCACCAAGUGAGCCUGGUGAGCAAAUGAGGCCCGGCACCAUAUAUCAUGAUGAAGAUGUCUAUGGUGGAAUAUAA